This is a messenger RNA of Pocillopora meandrina, 930 nucleotides long. NCBI's taxonomy places the organism in Eukaryota, Metazoa, Cnidaria, Anthozoa, Scleractinia, Pocilloporidae. The record is from the annotation of a GenBank genome assembly.
CAAGUCGAAGCGCGACUCCGAGAAUUAGAUCAGUCAGAGAAAGAGUUGGUUAACACCUUUAAGCAGUGGAUACCAAAGAGGAAACUCACUAUGAAGAAACUGGAGGAACUAGCAUCCAAAUUACACGGGCAACAUAUAAUUGCCAGUAAAUCGACCAUAGGAGGUGCUUCCUUGGGCACCGUAGGAGGAAUCCUAGGGAUAGUGGGCCUGAUCGCCACGCCCUUCACUUUUGGGGCCGGGCUUGUGGUCACCCUCGUUGGCACCGGAAUCGGAGGCGUAGGAGGCCUGGUGAUGUCUAUUGCCAAAGUAAUCGAGAUGGCUCUCGAAAAGCUAGGAUUGAAAGAAGUUCAGAAAGCCAUUGACGAGGACAGGGAAGUUUGCACGCAACUGCAAGAAAAGUUGGCCAACCUUGAUAAGAUCAUCUCCGACCUAAGAGGAAUAGAAGGCAAUGGUUUUGAAUUUAUUUACAACGAAGCCACAAGGGGGUUUACGACUUCAAAUGAGAAGAAAACAGAUUUCCCCUUCAGGUUUUUCCGGGUGUUUGCGUCCGUGGCUUCGGUAGGGGCUGAGGCUGCCGCUGCUGCUGGUGCCUUCGCGCGAGCUGGCGUCUUCGCGCGAGCUGGGGGUUCGGCGGGAGUGCGCGCGGCCAAUUUAGCUGGAGGAGUUGUUGGCGCCGUGCUGUUACCUCUGGAUAUUUACAUGUUGGUGAAAUCGUCUUUAGAGGUGCAUAGAGGCUCGACUACGCAGGCUGUGGAUGACAUUAGGAAGUUACUGAGCGAAUUGGAAUGCCCAGAGGAAGACGAGAUUCCGGAGCUGGUACGGAUAUUCGUCACCAAGAAGCUAAUUGAGGUUCAAAAUGAUGGGGAUUCAAACGAAGAACAAAGAGACAACGGUGAUGACUACAGAGAAGCCAAAACUGUAGCGAUAUAG